CUAUAAACAGGAAACCACAGCCACCAAUGUCCACAAUUCCCAUGGCCACCCUAUCCUCUCCUUCAUCCAUCCUCUCAUCCUCCACCACCAAAAUCCCAACGGCGAAGCCGCCUCCGCCGUCGCCUUCACUCUUCUCCACCAAACCACUAGCCACUGCUCUGACCACCGCAUUAGCCACUACCACACUCCUAGUCUCCCCUCCCUCCAUCGCCGCUCAACCCUCAACAUACCACCUCUACUACGGCACCGCUGCCAGCGCCGCCAACUACGGCGGCUAUGGCGGCAACUCAGAUAAGAAAGCCUCCGCCGAGUACGUCUAUGACGUCCCUGACGGCUGGAAAGAACGUUUAGUUUCCAAGGUCGAAAAGGGUACCAAUGGAACAGACAGCGAGUUCUACAAUCCGAAGAAAAGACAAGAGAGGGAGUACUUAACGUUCCUCGCUGGGUUCAGACAGUUAGCUCCGAAAGACGUGGUCUUGAACAACUUAGCUUUAUCUGACGUGGAGUUGCAGGAUUUGAUAGCUGGGGCUGACAGCUUCGUCUCCGAGGAGAAGAAGGACGAAAAUGGACAGAUUUAUUAUGUGUACGAGAUCGAUGGGAUGGGCAAGCAUAGUUUGAUAGCCGUUACUUGUGCAAAGAACAAGCUUUACGCUCAUUUCGUUAAUGCACCAGCGCCAGAGUGGCAACGCGAUAAGGACACCUUAAGGCACAUUCAUGACUCCUUUAAGACUGUUGGACAAUUUUGAGGAUGUUUUUUUCUUUUUCUUUUUCUCUCGUGUUAUGUUAAGUGCAGUUCCUUUUCUGGUUA
Molecule: messenger RNA, 808 nt
Organism: Theobroma umbraticum
Lineage: Eukaryota; Viridiplantae; Streptophyta; Magnoliopsida; Malvales; Malvaceae
Product: thylakoid lumenal protein (Mog1/PsbP/DUF1795-like photosystem II reaction center PsbP family protein)
Biological process (GO): photosynthesis
Cellular component (GO): extrinsic component of membrane; photosystem II oxygen evolving complex; photosystem II
Molecular function (GO): calcium ion binding
Source: RefSeq, a predicted model, not a curated record